UUACUACCAAGAGGCUGGGACAAGACUGCACUUGCACAUUGAUUCGAAGACAAUGUCCAGCUCAGAAGGCUUCGCUGCCAUCUUUUAUUCCGAACCCGGGGUCCUGGGGCUUUUGGCCAACGUGAUAAGCGCUUUCCUUGUAGCCCUGCAGAACUUCACUCUCGUCAAUACCAACAUUGUGGCCAAUGGCAUCGAAAACAUCCUGGCAGGUGUUCACCUGAUUUUAAUCGGGGGAGUGAUGCAACUUGUUGCUGGUUUGUUAACCUUCAGAAAGUAUGAUCAUCUGGGAGGCACUGCCUUUGUGGCCUUCUCAGCUCUUUGGAGCAGUUUUGGGGCAACUCGGAUUAUUCAGGGAGCGAACCUCGCACUCUAUAACACCACCUCCCUCCCUCCAUCCCUACAAAACAACAGCAGCGCCGUAAAUUAUAGCAUAAGCGUUGCCGUGCCUCCUGUCACCGAGUCAGCUGUUGCAGGGCUGGUAGCAUACAUCAGCGUGGCCUUUAUCUUGACCUUCUGCUCGGCCACAGCUAAUUACAUCAUGCCCUUUGUGUUCGGGGCUAUAACGAUCACACUAGUCUUCGAGGCGGUGGGGCUCUUUGGCCAAUGGGCGUUCAUAGUGUCAGGAAUCUUUGAGUUAAUAAUCGUUCUGUUUGGGCUUUACGGAGCCGCUGCGCUCCUUUUAAAGGGAAUCACCCAAAGAUAUGUCCUCCCUGGCUUUGGCAACUCUCUGUUUAAUGUAUUGCUGUUGGGGGCAGCAAACAAGUCCUCUGCUAAGAGUAUUGGGGAAGAGAAGAAAAAGAAUACAAAAUAUGCUGAGCCAAUGGCACUGGGCGUCUUGUGUGAUGUGAUUUCUCCCUUUAUCUUUGCUUUUUACUGCUUCGGCUACUUAAACUCCUUCUAUGUUGGUGCCGUGUGGAUCAGCAUCAAUUCCCUGUCACAGCUUCUUGCUAGCUACUAUGCUUAUUUGCGGGGUGAUGUAUUCUUCACAACUAAGUUUGGCGUCCAUGCUACAUUCUGGCUGGUCAAGUCCUGGGAGGAGUUUAUUCUAAGCGUGCUGAUCAACGUGAGUAAUGUGGACAACAGCAGAGUGAGGAUGGCGGGGGACUGGUUUUUCCUGGUCACUGCUCUCAUCCUGUGCCUGAUGUCUCUCAAUAAGGACAUACUGGAGAUCAUUCACAAUAGUGUCUUCAUCCUUCUCACCAUCUCCACCAUCCCUCAGAUUAACAGUACACAGUAUUACAACUUCUUUGGUGCCAUGUGUGCUGUGUAUGUAGCUCUCUCUCUCUAUGCAACAUUUGCCAGUUUAAUUAACUCGAUUGCGGAGAAGGCUCUGAUCCCUAUCGGGACUCAAGUCCUAUCCUCAGCCACAUUUCAGAAUGUCCUAUUUGCCCUGAAACGUUGCCUCACUAGAGCUGAGGAGCUCCCGUCUUCCACGAGUGCCUAUCUCCCAGAUGCCCUUUUCUACAUCUGUAAUGGGCUGGCAGCGCUGUCGGCCAUCCAGAGUACAACCGGAGACCAGACUUACGCUCACCUGACCAUCCCCUGGGUGUUGAUCCCAGGAACCCUGAUCCAACUCUACGUGUCCAGGAUUCAAGUCCAAGGAGGGAAACGCUUUGGCUCCGUGUUGCCAUUCAGUUACGCAAUCGUCUGGGCAACGUGGACCUGGCUACGAUUUGCAGGACAGUUGUUAGCCAUUGGCCCCACAUCUGAUGAUGCAUUCACCGCAGGAGCCAUAGCCUUCCUCAUCGUCAACAUGUUUCUAAUUUUCUUAGCUACCUAUGUUAACAUUGUGCUGCUCGUGCUCACAGUCAUAAUGGAAGUGGUAAUCAUCUGCUUUCUCCUGUUUACUGUGGAACGCCUGCCUCUGCCGUUGGAAGGCGUGAUGCUCGGCUUGUUCAGCCUUGUCUGUGUGUACGGAGCCUUUGCAGCUUUUGCCAACUCUACAUUUGGGAAGCAGCUCAUUCCUCUGGGGAGCCCUCUCUUCAAGCCAAGGAAACGCGAAAAUGAUGAGCAGAUCCUGGCUACAUGCACCACCGUUUCCUCCCAGAAGACAAGUGGACUGCGGACUAUUGCAAACAUCGUAGACUCUGGCAAAGUGUGUGGAAUUCCCACUGACACGGUUUAUGCUUUGGCAGUUUCUUGCAAACACCCUGCGGCCAUUGAAAAGAUAUACAACAUCAAGGACCGUCCUGCAGAGAAGCCCAUCUGUAUCUGCAUCUCCAACCUAGAACAACUCAUUGCUGUGCAUCCUCCAUUCAGCCCCCUGCUCUGGGAGCUCAUGAGGAACGUCUAUCCUGGAGGCAUCAGCUGUAUUGUGAAGAAAGGAGAUUGGCUGAGGAAAUUAGGGAUUGGUGCAGCCUAUGAUCGUGUGGGCACAAAGGACAGUAUCAUGAUCCGUGUCCCUGACCACACUGUCACAGCUCAUCUUGUGGCUAUGACUGGACCAUUAGCCAUUACGUCAGCCAACCCCAGUGGAGAGCCCGAUAGCACCCACCACGACAUGGUCAUCUCACGUCUUGGCCAUAAGAUUGAUGGGGUGUUGUGUGAUGGGUUCUCCAAUGAACUAGUUGCCUCCACUGUUAUCAACUGCACCAAAAUCGAUGAAGAUGGCAUUACGAUUCUGAGGGAAGGCUGCGUUCCAGCUGCAAAAGUUCUGCAGAUUUUUGAGCGAGUGAAGAACAAGCUUGAUUAAUUGGCAGAUGGACUGAAAAUCCCCAGUACAGGAGUGAAGUGAAGUUAGCAUUCAAUUGUGUGUAACUAACAGAACAAAUAUCAGUCAAUCUGUCCCACACAGAGGAUAUUGAUGUUUCACUCUAGCUGCUACAUCUGAGCUUUUGACAAGUGUUUUUUUUCUCUCAGUUAAUACACUUCAUUAAUGACUGGUGGUUUCCAAGUAAUACAGAAAAUAUCGUUUAUUUAUCCAUGAUAGAUUUGUGGCUCAUCUGGUUUGCAUUACAACUGAAUACUUUCCUAGAAGGGGAAUACAAACUACUAAACUAUCAUUCUGUGUUCUACUUCUGACAGAUAAGAAUCUUUUGACAGUGAACCAAAGAUUCAUUGAAAUCAGGACGUUUUUGCUAACUUAGGGUUCAGAUCAUUGUAGUUUGAGUUGUUGUGUUUCUCUGCUGCCACCAAGGUCAUUGAGGUACAAAUAAGUGCAAACAGCACUGAUAACAUCGAGUUAGAAAAGAAAAUGACUCCGAGAACUCAUUGUAUAAACAGAAUCGAAAAGGGCUACUACUUCAAGUGCAAGACAGGAGUUCAGUAAAACAUAACUCAGUUUUGACAGCUGAUAGUGUAUCAGCAUUGAUAAUGUUAUUCGUGCUGUCUGCUCAAAAUAUGCACUGUAAUGCAGUGAAUGUGAUGAAAUGUAGGAGCUUUUGCAAAUGAUACACAGGUACACUACAAUACAAGAAUACAAAAUUACAUUUGUAUAGUGCCUUUUAGGUCAAGAGGACGUCCAAAUUAAUUACACUUACCAAAUAAACAACAAAAACUUGCACUUAUAUAGCGCCCUCCAUGCAGGGUAGUGACUCAGAACAAAUUAAUCUUAAAAUCAGUUAAUUAAGUUAGUUCAUGUUUGGCACCUAGUUUAAGCAAAAUGGUUAAUAUGAACAUCAACCAGAGAAGAUGAUUUAUUCAUGCGUUGAGGGUGAAAAGCUGGUUGUGGGACAAGUGAAAAUUAUUCUACACCCAAUAACAUGUAAAUACACAAAGAAAAUAUCAAUACCAAAUGUUUCUGUAAUGACAUGAUUAAUGAAGCUGGUUCUGUAUAUUGUAAAUGUGUUGCCUUCUCCCAAUGUAACUGUAUAUAAAACGAUAGAUUGCACCAUUCAUUUGUUGAAGAGAAGAUAAUGGAAAGCAUUUGAUCGCGUAUCCAUCUUUAAUGACUUUUAAACUAAUAACUGUAGAUACAAUGUUGAUAAAUCUUUCAGCCAGUGUAUAUAUUACAGAGUGUUAAUAUUUAUUGUUGCUCAGGUAUGCCUUUUUUGUAUAUGAAGACGAUCACUACCUCUGGUUGUGUCUGAACGCUAGUAAGGAACUUUAAAUCUCGUUGAAGUGUAGAGAUUGAUGAAUGGUUAAGUUAAGUUAAGGCCUUUGUGGGGGAGCACAUCUGCUUCUCAGCUUGUUGAUAUAUAAAUCAACUAAUAUUUAACUCAACAAGGUCGUAAAAUAAUGGUCACUUGUAUAUUUUGUAAAUUAACACCUCUGGGAAACUGAAUAUUUUUUGCAGAAAAUUGUACAAGUAGAUUGUUUUAUAUUUUUUAAUGGAUGAAGGAGCUCAUUUAACUUUGGUGCUUAUUUUAUGACAAUCAAGUGAAUAAAGAUUGUGCACUCGAA
Callorhinchus milii (elephant shark) is the source of this 4341-nucleotide messenger RNA. RefSeq lists its product as uncharacterized. NCBI's taxonomy places the organism in Eukaryota, Metazoa, Chordata, Chondrichthyes, Chimaeriformes, Callorhinchidae. The transcript has 11 exons. The record is from RefSeq and is a predicted model, not a curated record. Gene Ontology annotation, molecular function: nucleotidyltransferase activity; tRNA binding; double-stranded RNA binding. Gene Ontology annotation, biological process: regulation of translational fidelity. The coding region runs from base 53 to 2692 and encodes 879 amino acids. Gene Ontology annotation, cellular component: membrane; cytoplasm.